AUUGUCCUUGCUGUGCGUCAGGAAUACGUCGCCAUUGGCGAUGAUGUCAUAACUCUUCAUACUGGUGAUGAGAUAGCAGUAAUCCCCCCCAUCAGUGGUGGUUAACAUCCAGAAAAUUGGAGGUAUGGUAUGAUGGAAGCUGCUAUGGAAGAAAAGAAUAAGGAGCCUUAUGACUUCAUUAGAUUAUGUAAAGAAAAACUAUCUACUGAGGAGGUGAUGCAGUUGGUGGUUUCUCCAAGCUGUGGCGCUGUGUCCAUUUUCGUAGGAACUACGAGGAACAAUUUUGAAGGAAAGAAAGUUGUGCACCUCGAGUAUGACGCAUAUGUGCCCAUGGCAGAAAUGGAGAUUAAGAAAAUCCUGACUGAUAUCAGGCAGAAAUGGCCGUCUAUCAGGAAUAUGGCUGUGUGUCAUAGACUCGGCUCAGUCCCAGUAACGGAAGCCAGCGUUGUCAUUGCGAUUUCCUCCCCACACAGAGAAGAUUCCCUGGAUGCUGUGAAGUACUGUAUAAACUCAUUGAAAGCCACCGUGCCUAUAUGGAAGAAGGAAGUGUAUGAAGAAGAAGGUGCCUCCUGGAAAGAAAAUAAAGAAUGUUUUUGGAGAAAGGAAGAUGACAAAUGAUGACAAUCUCAGAGCCUCACGACCCUUUUUUUUAAAUUAAAUUUUCCUGUUUAAAAAGUGCUGCUCGUAUUUUUUUCCCCAACAUUCAAACAAUGUUUUGAGAAAAAGUAUCUGCCCCCUUGUAUCGUUAUACCACUGAAUGGUAAUAUUAAAUAGAAGCUCAUAUUGGACAGAUAGAUAGAAAUAAUUCCUGCAGUUGUGUGAGGAAUAGGCUUCCAAAACUCAAUUACCCAAGAUAAAAGUAACGGUCCAUAUUCCUAAAGGGGUUGUCCACUCAGCUAUUCAGUAGUAGCUCUGGCGCCAGAAAUACACAGCUCCAUGCGUUGUGUUGUGGCCAGAGCUGGUUACUGCCGCUCUACGCCCAUUCAUUUUGUCCACUGCACAAUGGAAAUAUAUGUGUAUUUCCUGCAUUGUAGCUACUCCUUAUCAGCAUGAGUGCACAGUGUUGGCUGCCGAUCAGGUAUUGAUGGCCUAGGACUGGACUGCCCCUUAAAGGGGUUUUCUGGUUCCAGAACAUUAAAUGGGUUUUUCAACCCCCGUUUGCCUUUCAGGCAGACUCCCCCAACAUGGACAGACCUACAAAGGCAAGCAUACUUACCUGAUGCCUGCUGCUGGAUUCCAACUCCUUCGCUCCCCUUCCCCUGCUCUCCCCGCAUAAACAUGCAGUUGGAUGUGGGUCUCGUUGUUACUGCAGCCAGUGACUGGCCGCAGCGGUCUCGUGUUCCUUAUGUGUCACAUCACAUGGGGGACAUGCGGGACCCACCUAACACUAGAUAUUGAUGGAGCAGAGGCAGCGGCAGGGGAACAAAGGAUCUGGAACCCAGCGGCAAGGACCAGGUAAGUAUGAUUCCCUCCACAGGUCCGACCACGCUGAGGGGUCUGCCUGAAAGGUGAACAACCCUUUUUGAGCCAAUUUUUUGUGCAUAUUUCUUUAUCGAUUUCUCAUGACUUUCCAGAUGUCUGCAUGCUCUUUGACACACGGGAUGACCAUACAUGUGUAUGGCUGCUCACAUACAGUACGAUUCCUGGACAAUCAUUACUUGACCUGCACUGAUAAUCAGUAUCUGGAAGAAAACAGUGAAGGUCUUCUUUCAAUGACUGAUUCAUAGUCUAGGGAAUUGAUUAUCCUGGUGUUUGGGAGAUGCGCCCUGAUAAUACUCAUGGUUCACUGCUCCCCCAUAAAACCCAGUUUCCAGUACGAGUACUCAGUGUCAUCAGCUUAUCACUGAGGACCCAUCUAACAAACCUAUAUUGUGUGUGCAGAACAUGUAACGAUAGGGGUCAGUACUUUUUCUUAUCAAUGUAUGUCUGUACUUGAAACUGCCUCAAAUAAAUAUUUUCUUAAAAUUGACAGCAAUUUUUUCAUGGACAAAUCGUUAAAUAUUAAAAUAUUCCGUAUAAUAGAAUAUUGUUUUCCAUGGUUCCAUUCUUUUCAGAAGUGCUAACAUUGAUUUUGUAUGAUUUGACACAUUGGAGCAGAUUUAUAAAGUUGUC
This is a messenger RNA of Bufo gargarizans (Asiatic toad), 2112 nucleotides long. Its product is annotated as molybdopterin synthase catalytic subunit-like. The record is from RefSeq and is a predicted model, not a curated record. The coding region runs from base 130 to 618 and encodes 162 amino acids. Gene Ontology annotation, biological process: Mo-molybdopterin cofactor biosynthetic process. The transcript is spliced from 5 exons. Gene Ontology annotation, cellular component: cytosol. Lineage: Eukaryota; Metazoa; Chordata; Amphibia; Anura; Bufonidae. Gene Ontology annotation, molecular function: molybdopterin synthase activity.